This is a messenger RNA of Penicillium angulare, 1686 nucleotides long. Its product is annotated as fungal specific transcription factor domain-containing protein. The transcript is spliced from 2 exons. Bases 1 to 1686 code for a protein of 561 amino acids. Gene Ontology annotation, molecular function: zinc ion binding; DNA binding. Gene Ontology annotation, biological process: DNA-templated transcription. The record is from RefSeq and is a predicted model, not a curated record. Lineage: Eukaryota; Fungi; Ascomycota; Eurotiomycetes; Eurotiales; Aspergillaceae.
AUGAAAGAACGGGGCCUCAUCCAACAUCGCCCCACGCGACGGAUGACCCGCGAUGCGGCCGUAUUGUCUACAUACCCACUGGAUGGCAUGAUAGCCGAGGUCCACCGAUUACUUGGCCCGACUUGGGUGCUUCCCCCGUAUGAUCGUCUACUGCCGCCUAAUUUGGAGUCGCCAUCAUCAACGUUACAGCAGGAUGACAUAGACUUUCUGAUUCGGAAGGGCGCCUUUGAUGUGCUGGAGCCACAAUCUGCCCUAGAGUUUUUCAAAGCCUAUAUUCGACACGUUCACCCUCACGUUCCUUUUCUCGACCUAGACCGUUUCUCGGCGUUCCUUCUUGAGUGGCAGACCGGUUGUGAAAAUGCAGGUUACAAAGGGCAGAAAACCAGUUUACUUUUGUUUCAGGCCGUUAUGUUUUCUGGUGCGUUCUUCGUGGACUUGAAACAUAUUUAUGCGGCGGGUUUCCUUUCCAGACGAAGUGCAUUGGAUUCCCUCUUCCAACGAGCACGGGUUUUGUACGAUCUCGAUGCAGAGGAUAACAAGUUGACAGCUGUUCAAGCUCUUCUACUCAUGACCUAUUGGUACGAAAAUCCAGAGUGGCAUAAGGAUGGCCGCCAUUGGAUCGGGGUCUGCAUUUCACUUGCAUAUAAUGUUGAGCUUCAUCUCGACUACUCGGGGCAUCCGGAUUGGGGACUACGAAAAGUUCUAUGGUGGUGUAUUUUCACUCGCGAUCGGCUGAUGUCGCUGGGGCUACAGCAACCUCCAAUCAUCAAAGACCAACUUCAAUCAUCCAUUCCACUUCUAGCGACCGAUAAAGAUGAUAUAGUUGCGCCAAGAUUUGUCUCCAAAAUAGGCAUUUCAUACUAUGCCAAUCGUCAUGAAAGACUGGCUCAAAUAUUCAUACAUAAAGCCCAUCUAUGCCGCUGUGUCAGAGAUGAUCUUUUCUCUUGGAAUUGCCAACCUAUCAAUACUCGUCAACCGAUUACACCGUCACGAAAAUCCUGUUUAUGGCUCUCAAAAUUGGAACUUGACAAUUGGCUUCAAGAGCUACCCGAAAACAUAUCGUUUCAUCCCACACCAUUCAUCACCGACGAGUCUGAUCUCCUACUGCAUUCACACUCUGCAUGGUUAAAAUUGAUAUAUUUAGAGCUACACGGCGUUAUUCAUCGCCAACUCGACUUUUUAUCUGAAAAAUACAGCUCACGCCAACAACUUUCCAUUGAAGCACCUGAUUGCCCUGUCCUGCAAAGUGCUGUUGAAUUCACCAUGAUUUUACAAGACCUUCACGAGAAGCAUCUUAUCUCCUAUCUCACAACGACAAGCGUUCCUAUGAUAUUACGAGCAGGGAUCCUUCAUAUCCAAGAAAUAUUCCUGGCCAAUUCAAUCUCAAAUUCAGCAAGUAUCCGUCGACUAUUGCACUGCAUUCUGUCACUUCAGCAACUCGGUAGUAGAUACGGGUCGGCAUUAUUCGUGGCUUCGUUACUCGGAGCCCCGAAGGGUCUAUCUGUUGUUACUUCUACGCCAAGCGAAAUCCUUGCUCAUGUCGACAUAGAGUCACUAGGUCGGCUGACAUCGAACUUCUCCGAUUGUUCAGAUAAAACCGUUAUUAAGAUCAGAGAACCAUAUGAUGUGGACAUUGUGUCGGGACUGAAGUCAAAAGUCGAAAAUUUGAAGAUAGCCGCUUUAUAG